CAAUUAUUCCUCUUUCACAUUUUGGACUAUUAUCAAAUUAUUUCCUGCUUUUUAACUCAGCCCAAAAAGCAGUUUGCUUUUGUAUCUGUCUGGGAAUUCAAGAUGCUUCAUUGCUAAAACCUCUAUAAUAAAAAAGUUUGUAUCUUUCAUCAUAUUGCUGGAAGAUAAAAGAAAUUUUGGGCUUUCUUGAAAUUCGAAAGGAUGGGAAGAAGAGGACUAGAAGGCAUGUUUCUUUGGUAUCUGGUGUGCAUUUUUGUGAUAUCAGCUAAUGCAAUUGAUAUCAAGCAUUUGAACAUAUGGCCGAUGCCUAAAUCUGUGAGCUACGGAUACGGAAAUCUCCACCUCAGCAAUGAAUUUGAGCUCAGGACCGAUGGGAGCAAGUUUGCUGAUGCUUCCUCGAUUCUCAAGGAUGCAUUCAAGAGGUCCAUAGACAUCGUCAGAUCAACUCAUGUGAUUGAAUUUAACGCUUCCAAGGUUGAUCCUUCGUUGGUGCUGAAAGGAAUUCAUAUAGUAGUUUCCUCACCUUCUGAUGAGUUGCAGCACGGAACUGAUGAAUCGUAUAAGCUGCACGUCCCUGCUCAGGGAAAUCCACUUUAUGCACAUAUUGAGGCAAAAACUGUUUAUGGAGCUUUGCAUGGACUAGAGACAUUUAGCCAAGUCUGCCACUACAACAUUUCAUCAAGAGGAAUUCAAGUCCAUCAAGUUCCAUGGACCAUAGCUGAUCAACCGAGAUUCUCGUACAGAGGGCUUCUGAUAGAUACUUCACGGCAUUACCUUCCUGUUCCAGUCAUAAAGAAGGUCAUCGAUUCAAUGACUUACGCCAAGCUAAACGUGCUGCAUUGGCAUAUUGUAGAUACACAAUCCUUCCCACUCGAGCUACCAUCGUAUCCGAAGCUGUGGAAUGGAGCAUAUUCCAUACCAGAACGCUACUCGUUUGCUGAUGCUGAAGAGAUUGUAAGUUAUGCUAAGAGACGAGGGAUCAAUGUGUUAGCUGAAAUUGAUGUGCCCGGUCACGCUGAAUCCUGGGGGGUGGGAUAUCCUGCAUUAUGGCCUUCAAAAGAUUGUAAGCAGCCACUUGAUGUCAGCAAUGAGUUUACUUUCAAACUGAUCGAUGGGAUUCUCGCAGAUUUCAGUAAGAUCUUCAAGUACAAAUUCGUUCACUUGGGAGGCGAUGAAGUGAACACGAGUUGCUGGGAGACGACGCCUCAUGUUAAAAAAUGGCUGCACAAAAACCACAUGAAUGGAUCCAAGGCUUACGAGUAUUUCGUGUUGAGAGCACAGAAGAUCGCUCUCUCUCAUGGAUACGACAUCAUAAACUGGGAAGAGACUUUCAACAACUUCGGGAAAAAGUUGAACCCCAAAACCGUGGUUCAUAACUGGCUAGGCAGCAGUGUUGCUCAAAAUGUAGUCAAAGCAGGGCUCCGUUGCAUUGUGAGCAAUCAAGACAGCUGGUAUUUGGACCAUUUGGAUGCACUUUGGCAAGGUUUCUACUUGAAUGAGCCGCUGACAAACAUCACAGAUCCUAAGCAGCAAGCCUUGGUCCUCGGAGGUGAGGUGUGCGCGUGGGCUGAGCAUAUCGAUGCAUCCGACAUUGAGCAAACGAUUUGGCCACGAGCUGCAGCAGCUGCAGAGAGGCUAUGGACACCUUAUGACAAAUUAGCAAAGGAUCCGGAGAAGGUCAAGAGCCGAUUGUCGUAUUUCCGAUGUCUGCUGAAUCAAAGGGGAGUAGCUGCAGCUCCAUUGGAAGGACUUGGGAGAGAAGCACCAGUAGAGCCUGCUUCUUGUUAUUUGCAGUGAUAUAGUAUAUAGUUCUGCUACAAAUAUGAUAUGUUUACUGAACAUUUACAUUCAAAUGUAAAUGAAUUUGUUAUUGAUCACAACAUUUUCAGAUUGUAGCCACUCUUUUAUAAUGUUAUAACUUAUAUAGAAAGUAUGGCAAUAAAUAGUUGUUUUUUACUA
Salvia splendens (bonfire salvia) is the source of this 1959-nucleotide messenger RNA. RefSeq names its product beta-hexosaminidase 3. Bases 202 to 1797 code for a protein of 531 amino acids. Gene Ontology annotation, cellular component: membrane. Gene Ontology annotation, molecular function: beta-N-acetylhexosaminidase activity. The record is from RefSeq and is a predicted model, not a curated record. The transcript is spliced from 15 exons. NCBI's taxonomy places the organism in Eukaryota, Viridiplantae, Streptophyta, Magnoliopsida, Lamiales, Lamiaceae. Gene Ontology annotation, biological process: carbohydrate metabolic process; glycosaminoglycan metabolic process.